AUGGCCACCCAGUCUGGAAUCACCGUCCACGGUCCAAACCGACCCUACACUAUCACCAAUGACAUUCCUCGUUCGACCCCGGGGCCCAAACAGGCCCUAGUCAAGGUCCUCGCCGUAGGACUCAAUCCUGUGGAUCCAACACAACAGCACACUGGCCUCCUCGUGAAGGAAUGGCCGGCCAUCCUCGGCAGUGACGGUGCUGGCGUCGUCAUUGAGGUCGGCCCAGACUGUACCAAGCUACAGCCUGGAGAUUACGUCUACGGCUGUGCUCCGCUCGGCCAAAAUAAAUUCACUCCGUUUCAGGAAACAUUCUUGGUAAAUGAGGAUGUUUUUUUCAAGAAAUCUCCUGGAUUAUCGGUUGAAGACGGUUGUACGAUCGGUGCAGGAUUGCUGACGUCUGCGCUCUGCCUCCUGGCCGGUGUAGGGUUGGAGAUGCCCGAGAACGGAGUCAAUGCGCCGCAGAAGGACGAGUGGAUUGUUAUUCUGGGUGGUACCGGGACUGUAGGUCAGUUUACCGUACAGCUUGCUCGAGUCUGUGGGUACAAGGUGCUUGCAUCGUGCUCCCCAUCCAAGCAAUCAGUUGCAAUGCGAAAUGGUGCCAUGGCGACAUUUAACAACCGAGGGCCCAUUGACGAGCAGCUCAGCGAGAUCAAGCGAAUCACGGGUGGCAACUUUGCCCGAAUGUUUGAUUCCACCGCAGUUGGCUAUAAGGUUAUGGUCGAAGCUCUCCAGACCUGCUCUGUAGCGACUACGAAGUAUCUGGCAAGUGUUGACAACUGGUCCAAGUUCAAUACCCCACCGACAAUUAAGGAGUACCGAGUCGAUUUUGGUGAUCUCUGCCGCCUAGAUGUGCCUAAUGGAGUGGAGGUGACCAAGAACAUUGCCAGCUGGAUCCCCCGUCUUGAAGUCCACCUUGAAGCGGGCACCUUGAAGCCGAUUGAGUACCAACUUGUUGACGGGGUUGGAUGGGAGAAGAUCAUUCAAGGUAUCCAUGACCUUGAGAAUGGGAAAGCAGCUAAGAAAAUUGUUGUGAGGGUUCAGAGUGAGUGA
This is a messenger RNA of Ilyonectria robusta, 1050 nucleotides long. RefSeq names its product chaperonin 10-like protein. Gene Ontology annotation, molecular function: oxidoreductase activity, acting on NAD(P)H. The record is from RefSeq and is a predicted model, not a curated record. Lineage: Eukaryota; Fungi; Ascomycota; Sordariomycetes; Hypocreales; Nectriaceae. Bases 1 to 1050 code for a protein of 349 amino acids. The transcript is spliced from 6 exons.